Messenger RNA from Pseudocercospora fijiensis CIRAD86, 801 nucleotides. RefSeq lists its product as uncharacterized. The record is from RefSeq and is a predicted model, not a curated record. Bases 1 to 801 code for a protein of 266 amino acids. The transcript is spliced from 2 exons. Lineage: Eukaryota; Fungi; Ascomycota; Dothideomycetes; Mycosphaerellales; Mycosphaerellaceae.
AUGGACAAGUCGCCGAUGGGAAAGCUCCCGCCUGAGCUACGAAAUAAAAUCUACGAGCUGGUUCUGGUCAAGUCGAGGCCCAUUUACGUCAAGAGUUGCCUCGAGACCGACCCCAACCGAGCUGUUAUUUGUACGAGUAAUAGCGAGCGCCCGGAGCUAGCUUUGCUGCGCACUUGCAAGCAGAUUCAGCAAGAAGCAACUUCAAUCCUGUACCACGACAACGUCUUCACCUUCACAAGUCAAAACGGCGAUUCGGCACUCGCUUUCGAAAACUUCAUCAAACUCAUUGGCUCUAGCAGCGCUGCCUCCUUGCGGUCAUGCCGUGUGGAGGGAGGCAGCACUCGGCUCUUUCCGACCAAAUGCGAGAACCUAGGUGAGCAGAUUUGCUCAUGGGGAAAGAAGACGCUGGAUUUGUCAGACCAGCUCCCAGAGUGCAGCAUUACUGGCACCUGGCGCUUCAAGGUGGUCGACAAGAUCGAGCUUUACGCAUUCGACUUUUCAUCAACGAGGGAAGUUUUCGUCAAGCAGUGGAAGACAGCUACGUGUCAAGCCCUCCAAAAUUUGUGCAAUGUAAUGAGAGAGCUCUGCGGCUUACACUACAACGAUCCUCGGAACGAUGCUCUACAACGGCUCUGUGAUGAAAUGAGCGAUGUCGCGCAGGCCCUGAAGAAAUGUUUCGGCGAGCUGGGCAACGACAGACGCGCAUGUGACGCACGAAGAAUGCCUGAGACGCACCUGUUGUAUCAGAGCAUGGAGAAGACCGACUAUUCGACACUCGCUGGUGGAGGCUUGCAUUGCUGA